Microtus oregoni (creeping vole) is the source of this 3349-nucleotide messenger RNA. RefSeq names its product ribosomal oxygenase 1 (gene Riox1). Gene Ontology annotation, molecular function: histone H3K36 demethylase activity; histone H3K4 demethylase activity. Gene Ontology annotation, cellular component: nucleolus. The record is from RefSeq and is a predicted model, not a curated record. Bases 246 to 2006 code for a protein of 586 amino acids. NCBI's taxonomy places the organism in Eukaryota, Metazoa, Chordata, Mammalia, Rodentia, Cricetidae. The transcript is spliced from 2 exons.
UCGUGCCUUGUUUUCUUAAACUGCUCGGUCAGCAAGGAGUCUUUAUCUGGUAGGGAUUUUUAAGCCUUUUCAUCUCGUACCACGUAGUUAGAAGAAGGCGGCUGACCGGGCCAGCCAAAGGACCCUGGAGGACGGUAGGCGUGGCCUACUAGGGGCGGCAGGAGGGGACGCCCCCUUCCCAGCAAGCACGGCGGCUGCAGGAGCGCGGCUCCGGCCGGCUUUCUCCGGUUCUGUACUGCCCCGCCAUGGAGGAGCUUCAGAACGGCGCGGCGCUGCCCAGGCGCGGGCGGGGGAGGCGGCGGCGCCAGCCGCAGCCCCGCGACGGGUCGGUCUUGGCCCUGCCCUCGAGGCCCCGGAGGAUCCGCAGGCAUCGGAAAACUGCGGCGGCCCGCGUGGCCGCGCUGAGGGCUCGUGCGCUGCUACGGAAGGCCUCGGCCUCCAAGGUGGAGCCGGCCGCGGGCUCGCUGGAGGCGCCUGCCGAGCGGCGGGAGCCCUCGCGCUCGGCGGAGCAGCGGCCGGCUUCGGUGUCCGUGCGGCGCCGCGUGGAGGGACGGCCCGCCGUCUCUCGCCUCCUGGGGACCCCGGCCCCCGUUCCGGGCCCGCGCGUGGAUGACGCGGAGCGGCCGUGGGACUCGCCGCUGCAGCAGGUGUUGGCCGAGCUGAACGGCAUCCCCAGCAGCCGGAGGCGCGCCGCCCGCCUCUUCGAGUGGCUCCUGGCGCCCCUGCCCCCGGAUCACUUCUACCGGCGCCUGUGGGAGCGGGAGGCGGUGCUGGUGCGGCGGCAGGACCCCAGUUACUACGGAGGCCUCUUCUCCACCGCCGACCUGGACUCGAUGCUGCGCCACGAGGACGUGCAGUUCGGGCAGCAUCUGGACGCCGCGCGCUACAUCGACGGGCGGCGGGAGACCCUGAACCCACCGGGCCGCGCCCUGCCCGCCGCCGCCUGGUCUCUGUACCAGGCCGGCUGCUCCUUGCGCCUUCUCUGCCCGCAGGCUUUCUCGCCCACCGUGUGGCAGUUUUUGGCCGUGCUCCAGGAACAGUUCGGGAGCAUGGCCGGCUCUAACGUUUACCUCACGCCCCCCAACUCCCAGGGCUUUGCCCCACACUACGACGACAUUGAGGCUUUCGUGUUGCAGCUGGAAGGUCGGAAACUCUGGCGUGUCUACCGACCGCGGGACCCAAGUGAGGAGCUGGCUCUGACAUCUAGUCCCAACUUCAGCCAGGAGGACCUUGGUGAGCCGGUGCUACAAACGGUGCUGGAACCUGGCGACCUGCUUUAUUUUCCUCGGGGCUUCAUUCAUCAAGCCGAAUGUCAGGAUGGAGUCCACUCUCUACACCUCACCGUGUCCACCUUCCAGCGCAAUACAUGGGGUGACUUCCUGGAGGCUGUACUGCCCCUGGCCGUGCAAGCAGCAAUAGAAGAAAAUGUGGAGUUCCGCAGGGGUCUGCCUCGAGACUUCAUGGAUUACAUGGGGGCCCAGCAUUCAGACUCUAAGGAUCCGAGAAGAACAGCUUUCAUGGAAAAGGUGCGGGUCUUGGUCGCGCGCCUGGGACAUUUCGCUCCCGUCGAUGCUGUGGCCGACCAGAGAGCCAAAGACUUCAUCCACGAUUCUCUGCCCCCCGUGUUGACUGAUCGGGAACGGGCACUGAGUGUUCACGGGCUCCCAGUUCGCUGGGAGGCUGGAGAGCCUGUCAAUGUGGGGGCCCAGUUGAGCACAGAAACAGAAGUCCAUAUGCUCCAGGAUGGCAUAGCUCGGCUGGUGGGUGAGGGAGGCCGUUUGUUCCUCUACUACACGGUGGAAAACUCCCGCGUUUAUCAUCUGGAGGAACCCAAGUGCUUGGAAAUGGACCCACAGCAAGCUGACGCCAUGGAGCUCUUGCUUCGCUCCUACCCAGAGUUUGUGAGAGUAGGGGAUCUGCCCUGUGACAGCGUGGAAGGCCAGCUUUCCUUGGCAACCAUGCUGUAUGAUAAGGGGCUGCUGCUCACCAAGACCCCUCUUGUCUGAGUUUGUGUCUAGAGGACGGCUGGAAAGAACCACCGCCGGCACCUUUUUCUCCCUUAAAGAAGUCAUGGUCUUACCUUGCUGAGCAUCAGUAUGGUUACGUUUACCUUUAUGGCUGCUUCAGUGUCGCAAAGCUCGGACCCUUUUCUAGGAGGAACCUCUUCAUCUAGGUACAAAAGUAAACAGAAAUUGGAGCAGGGGGGAAAAGCUGUGUCUGCACAAGUAACUACCCCUGUCAUUUCACAGUACCAACUGCAUUCCCUGCGGCCUUCAAUGUGUUGUGUGGCAUUGGCUGUGCCAAUCUGCUUGAGACCUUAAGGGAUUUUUAUAUGGAAGUUGCUUCUCUGCGUUCUCUUUCAUCAAUUUGUGGGACGGGAUGGGGACUAUGUUAAGUUUGUAUGAAUGUUAGAAGAUUUAUUAAAAAGCGCCAAAGAUUGUUUCUCUUUUCUAAGCCUAGAUUUUUUUUUUUUUUGGUGUGUGUGGGGGGGAUGGUUUGAAAAGUGUGAGACAAGGAAGAGAUAAGGGAGAUAUGGCAGAGAUGAAAGGCGAUGUGAUAUAUGAUGUCAAAGGAGUAUAUUAACUUUUUUAAAGAAGAGGGCUAGGUAGAGCAAGUGUAUGCUUGGCAUAUGUGGUGCCUUGGGUUCAUCCUCAGCAUCACACUCAUUAAAGAAGAGAAGCAGAGUGGUUGGGACCAUUUAUUAGCUUUGGAGGUAGUUUACUCACUUUAGUUAUGCUACUUGAACUCCAGCUGGGCAGUCCUAAAGGAAAAGCUUCCACUGGCAGUCAGCUUUGCAGUAUAUAUUAUAUUUGCUCAGUGCUUGGCUUAAGUCAGUGACUGACUGGCACUGCUCCCUAGAGGACAGUGUCAUGUCACCUGGUUAUGCGUUCAUAGGCUUUAGUCAUCCAACUUUUAGCACGCUGGCCACAGGGAAGAUUGGUGUUCAAGUUACUUUCCACUCUCAUUUGUUUUCCCCUGGCAGUUGGACGAAACUUCCCCAAAUCUGGCAAGUGCAUAUUCUCAAUCAAUAUUCAUGAUUGGUGGAAGAGAGCCUGGUGCACCAGAAAGAGCACUUGGAAGCAGAAGAUCCGGGUUUGGGGUGGUAGCUGGUAGGCACCUGGCUGAAUGACCUGAGGUUACUGCUUACAGAUUUUGAUAGUGAGUGUACCGAGCACAGCAGAGAUGUUGACACUCUCUUCAGGUCCAACAGAUAAGAUGACAACAUGCUGCCUUGACUUACCAUCUUGUCACAGAUCUGCAGGGCACCUGCCGCCACACAAGCUGCCUGCCGAAUUGCUAUGAAUUCAUCAGAGAAGCAGCUCAGGAAGCUUGGGAGAAGCUUGGCUGU